AUGGGCUCGAAGAAGCGGGGCCCACAGGCCCGCGCGAAGGCGGCGUCCGCGCGGAAAGGCAAGGGACGCGGCGCCGCCGAGCGAGAGCAGUCGACUUCUGACGAUGAGCGCUGGCAGCAGGCUGGCAGCGAGGAGGACGAGAGAGGGGAAGGAGAGAGCGCGGGAGGCAAGAUGAGCAUCACGCCGUCGUCGUGCGCGUCGUCGUCUUCUUUCGCCUCGCACUUGGAGGCGUACGGGCUCGAGCUGCACCGGAUCGUGCCUGACGGCAACUGUCUCUUUCGAGCCUUCGCGGAUCAGCACUGCGGCCAGCAGGAGCGGCACCGCGACUACCGCGAGAAGGCCGUCGCGUACAUAGAGGCCCGUGCCGACGACUUCAGGUGCUUUCUCUCCGAGGAGGAAGAGAGCUUCAAAAAGUACCUCAGCCGCAUGCGCCGCCCGGGCACCUGGGGCAGUCAGAUGGAGCUCCAGGCGCUCAGCCAAGUAUACAAGGUGAACCUGUUCAUCCACGUCUCCUCCGCGCCCGUCGACGAGGACGACGCGAGGCCCUGGAGCGCAGGCCAAGCCGGGGGAAAGUGGGGCGCCGCCGCGAAGACUGCGCGCGGCGAGAAAGGUGGCGGAGGCAGCAAGCUCAGGAAGGGCAAGAAGAAGCACAGAGAAGCCGAGGCGGAGGAGGACGACAGAGACCCCGCCGCGCCCGCCAAAGAGCAAGGGUGGAACAUCUGCAAAAUGGACAACUUCUCCGAAAAACAUCCCUGUCUGCAACUCGCCUUCCACGUCCAUCACGAGCACUACAACUCUGUCCGCAUGCAAGGUCGCGCCGCAGGCGACAUGCUCACGCUCGCGCAGGUGCGGCAGAUCUUCGGGCUCAAGGAGCGACGCCACGAGGGCGACGUGUUUGACGAGGACGCCGACCGGAAGCGAGCGUUCACUACGGACGCAGACGAGCCCGGCGAGCCCCCGCGAAUCGAGACUGCAAAGGAGAAGAAGCGCAGGCAGAAAGAGGAGCGGCGGAAGAAGAAAGAGCUUGCCAAGGCGAAGGCGAAGGAGGCGCGUCGCUCCGAGAUCGCCGGCGAAAUCAAGGGAGAAAACGAAGACGACGCGGGCAAACUCUCGCAGGAAUCAGACGAAGAACACGCGAACUCCCAAAAGAAGCCGGCUGCCAGCCAGGACGAAAAGGGCGCGGACAACAGCGAAGGAGAGAGACAAGCAGCACAAGAGAGAGAGAAAGUGGAAGAGAGGGAGGGGGAAGUUGGAGACCGGGAUCACCAGCCCGACGAGGGCGAUCAAGAGAAGGAACAGGGGCCGGGGGGGCGGCGGGAGGGCGAGGAGAUAGGCGCUCCCGGCGGCGAGGCACACGAGCCUGAGGCAGCAGACACACAUGCCCAGGAAGAGGCCGGAGAAGAGACUCUCGACUCCGUCGGUAGGCAGACUGAAGGCGAAGGAGCUGAGAGGCAUGAGCCGCAGACAGCGUGGACGUCCCCGCCCUCUUCGGCAUCCCCUUUUGUGUCGUCUCGCGCGGCAGCGGGAGGUCUGCGGGUCUUGCGCGAUGCGUCCCGGUUCGCGGAGUCUCUCGCCAACGUCCCUCGGUCGCUCGGGCGACCAGGGCCUGAUGGGGCGUCCCCUGCGUCUCCCUGCCCUUCUUCUGUAGCAGCUCCUUCCGCGCGACCUUCCUGCGCUGCGGCUCAGAGCUGGCCUGUCGCGGACGAGGCGGAGAGCGGAGAGAAGACAGAGAGGGAGGCGAAGGAGCCAGCGAUGGGGGAGCGAGCCCAGUUGGGCGCGCCGAGCGACGACGGCAGCAGCCAGGGCGCCUGUCCGAGCGCGUGCGCGCCGAGACAUGCGCACGCAGACGAAGAUCCGGAAAACCCCCGGACGGCGAGCAAGCCACAGCUGUCGCCGACGAUUCAUUCUUCUUCAGGCUCGCCUUCUGCACCUUUCGCGGCUUCUGCGCAACUCUCCGGCUCAACGGUUUCCUCUCCUUCUUCUCAGGCCUCUCCCUGCGUGGGUGGCUCUUUGCCGAGCGCCGACGUAAACGAAAAGCGAAGGCAGGGAGACGUCGAGGGAGACUCGUUCACCUCUGUGCCUGUCUGCGACUUCGUCACAGUCAGCGACCGGCUCGUAGUUGUAACGGGGACGAGGCCGCGCGGGAUGGCACAUUGUGCCUCCACAGGCCUCCUCGGCGCCUGCGGCUCCGCCGGCCGCUAUUCCGCUUCCGCAGAUGAACAGAGCGAGGAUCCAAAUUCCGCAUUUUACACGCAGAGUUCGCUCCCGAUGCUGUUUGGCAUGAGAAAAACACCGCAGCCAACUGUUCGCAGGCGCCGUUUUAGAGGCGCGCGUGCGAGAGCAGGGUGGCCGCCAGUCAGCCUGUCAACGCUGCGAUGGCGGUCGCCCGCUUCUGCCUCGGCGUCCGGUUUCCUCGGCUCUCUCGCCUCACCAGGCUCUUCAGGCACCCCCGCCGGCGCGCCGCGGAGAGUCUUCACGUUGUUAACCCCAGCUGAGAAGCAGAAAAGCCAAGGGAGGCGGCCCCGGGAAAGCGCAGAACUGAGGCCGAGUGAGCCCGGGCGGCAGAGCGCACGGAGGGGAAAAGAGGGGGGAGGCGGGGUAGCGGAAGGGGGGGCUGGAGUCAGGGAGGCGAGUGCACGGAAGGAAGCCAAGCCAGAGGCAGCUGCGAUGGAGCCCAAGGACGAGGAGACCUCGGCGGUCGCCAAGAAGGAGAGUGCCCCGCCUCUCCAGCGCGACAAGGCCCCCGAGCAUACGGAUUCCGAAGAAGAGAGAAGGGGAUGGAAGGAGGACGACGCGAAGGCGAGUGUGCGCCUGUCUUCGCAUUCCUCUCGCUCGUCUGUCACCGCUUCUCGGCCUUCUCCUCCAUCGAGCCGCCUCCUCGCUCAUGCCUCCGCUGUCGGAUCCGCUUCGCCCUCAGCCUCUGGGGCGUCUGCGCUUCUUGUGUGUUCUGCGUCUUCCGCCUCCUCUUCGGCUUCGCGUCCCCUCUCUGCUUCUUGCCCGUCGCCGUCUCCUUCCGCCGCGCUGCUGCGGUUUCAGCCUUUGACGCUGAGCAUUGACAUCUCGUUUUGGCAGUCUCUGGGCGAGAAGAAGCUGCGUGAGUGGCGCCUGGAGACGCCGUGGAUCCCCGUGGUGGCCUUCGCGCUCUCGAAGCACUAUGCCGCGCGCAGCCCCGCGGCCUCCUUCUCCGUCUCGCACAAACCCAUCUCUUGCGCGUCUUCCGUGGCGGAGGGACGAGAAGACAAACGGCAGCGCAGUGGAGAGGCGGGUGCCGCCGCCUCCGCGCCCUUCGCGGCGUCGCCCGCGCUCUUUAGGCUCGAUGGAAGCGCCUUCGAUCUCACGCAGAUCGCGGCGCCCACCCCGUCGUCCGCCUCUCUCCCCUUCACGGGCCAAGUUCCUCUGCUGGGCUUUCUGUACAACUGUAACUCUCUCGAACAGUUCAAAUCGCUCAACCGCCGAGCCGCCAUCUCCCAAGUCCUACAGGCGCCUAUCGCGCCGCCUGCGGGAGACGCCUCCUCUUCAUCUUCGUUGCCAUCUUCAUCUUCGUUGCUCUCGUCGUCUUCGCUGCCCUCGUCGUCUUCGCCGCCCUCGUCGUCUUCACCGCCUUCGUUUUUUUUGUCGCCUUCGCCCGGAGGGGAAGGGCUCGCGCCUCAGCAGGGCGGAGACGCUUCGGCGCAGGCGGCGCCUUUGGGUCUCCUUCAGCUGCCGAUCUACGACGCGGCUUUCUGGGAAUGCUGUGCAUCCUCCAGUGCUUUCUGUCAUGCGACGCCAGCGGCUUCUUUGCCUCCCUCUGCCGCUGAGUCUUCGUCUGCUGCUGAGUCUUCGUCCGCCGCCUCGCCUCCGUCCCCCGCGUCUCCUGCGCCCGCAGGGUCGCGAACGCCGAGCGUGCCUGCGUGGCUGUGCCGCGCGCUGCCGCCUGUCGCGUUGGCGUGUCGUUUUCUCCUCGUCACGUUCAUCGAUCUGAAGAAUGUUCUCGCCCUCUACUCCGUCGCACUCCCCGUGGUGAGGCCAGGCGUCGACUUUGCGCUAUUCCGCUCCAGGCCGGCGAGCGUGCUGUCUCCAUCGCCCCUCGGCGCGAGGCGAGGAGGCGAGCCGCCGCACCAUGAGCUAGCGGACGACGGCGGGUUUGACAGACAGACACGAGGAGACGAAAGUGCGCGGGUUCGUUCUGCGCCUGCAGAGUCCGCAGACGCGAAGGAGAGGAAGUCCGCGGCAGCUGCGCCCGACGCCGAGGGCGAGCCGGCUCCGACAGCGGCGUGCCCCAAUGAAGCGGCGAGGACGACGGGCGGCGCCGUAGAGAGGAGGCCAGCAGAGCGGGCUUCGGUAGCGGAACGACGCGAGCGCGCGACUGGAGAGGACACGAGCGCGGAGGCGCGCGACGGAGACGCUGCUUUCUUCACUCUAGGGGAGAUGGCAGAUCUGUCGAGGCGCAUUUGCUCUCUCGACUCAGACGAAGCCUCGUGGCUGCGAGGCGGGGUGUUUCUGCUUCUGAAAAAGAAUAGAGAGAUGGCGCGAGACACUCCCGAAGGGGAGCAUGCAGCGGACACCCGCCAAGACAAGGGGGACGAGCAAGGAGAGCGCGAAAGAGGAGAGAGGGAUGAGGACGCGAAAACGAUGCGGUUUUUCCUCCUUCCGCUGGCUGGCCUCGAGUUUUUCUCUCCUCUAUUGCCCGGCGUCGGCGACUGCGAAGACACUCGGUCGUCUUCGUUCUUUCUGUCCUCUCUUCUCUUGUCGUCGCUCUCUGACUUCCUCUCCAACUCCUCUUUGCCGGCGUCGUUUUCCUCCGCGCACCCGCUCGCGCAAGUCGCUCAGCUGCGACAGUCGUAUCCGGGCUUGUAUUCACUCUACCUGUGCUACUUGGAUCCAAGUGGGUCCUGCGAUGCCCUCGGGUGGCCGCUGCGGAAUCUCCUGCUGCUUCUUUGUGUGCGUUUUUCUCUCUAUGACAAAGUCCUUUCCAUCUUGUCAUUCCGCGACAUGUUCCUUCAUCGCGCAUGCCCCCCGUCGGCUCCGCUGGCCUCUUCGCGCUGCGCCUCCGCGCCUGAGGGAGGCGGAAGCGCCGCAGGCGGCGCGGACGGCCUGCCUCCUUCUCUUUCUUAUCACGUCCCCUCUCCGCGCUCGGCUUCUUCAGCAACGCCGCUCGCGCAGCAGCGCUGCGCAGAGGCGGGCUCGCGUCUCGCGGAGUCGCGACAGAAGUCAGAGACUCGCUGCUCGCUCGCUUCCGCCGGACCCCAGUCUCUUCUGUUCCACGUCGCGCUUCCGCCGCGGGAUGCGUUCGUCGGCGCAGUCGCGGGCGCUUCCCCUCCUGCCGCGCCUCGCGCUUCUGCCACUCCCUCAUAUCCAGGCGAGCAAGAGCCCACGCGCGCAGAUCAAGCAAAGCCCGAUGGAGGAAGGCCUGUCCCUGCGGCGUCUUCUGCGAAAAUGAAGCGGCCGCCUCACCACGGCGGGCGCCCCACGGUCGUCUCGGGCUGGCUGCGCCACGUCGUUUCUCCUCCGUCUGAACCUGUUGCUGACGCCUCGCAAGUCCCGUCCGGCCGACAACCCGGUGCGCCUCCGGGCUCCGCUGCUCUCUCCCCCUCGUCUCGCGCGCUCUCGUCUUUGUCUUCUGCUUCUGAGAAUUCGUCUGCUUCUGGUUCGGAUGCUUCUGCGUUCGACUCCUCCGCGUCGCGCCUCUCCGCACCUUCGUCGUCGCCUUCCGCGGUGCCUGAGGGGCCCCCUGCGGUGGCGGCGGCAUCGACUGUGUUUGUGGUGGCGCUGCGGCGCUACCUGGACGGCAAGUCCGUCCAGCGCAACGCGGUAGACUUGAAUGUCCAGCUGAUUCGCUGGCGGCUGCUGCCUGCUUUCGAGCCGCGACGCAUCCAAGAUCUCCGCGUGUUGCUCCUGGGCGCAGGCACGCUGGGCUGCGGCGUCGCACGCCUCCUCGUCGCCUGGGGAGUCAGGCACUUCACCUUCGUGGACUCGAGCUGCGUCGCGCUCUCGAAUCCUGCACGACAGUCUCUGUAUACCUACGAGGACGCCGUGCCGCAGGAAGCGUUCAGCGAGAAGGCCGCCGGCGGGUUGGCUGCCGGCGGAGUGAAAAAAGUCGAGGCUGCCUGCAGGCGCCUCCUCGCCAUCCGCCCAGACCUGCACUGCCGCGGCGUCGACCUCGAGAUCCCGAUGCCAGGGCAUCCGCGCUUCGCAGAGGCGCCUCCGCCUGGCGGCCGCAGUCUCGAAGAUGCGCACGGCCUCUUGGCUGCGCUGAUCGAGGCGCACGACGUCGUCUUCAUGCUGACCGACUCGAAGGAGUCGCGCUGGCUGCCCUCACUCAUCGUCGCCGAAAAGUCUCUGGCGGCGCCAGCGAGGUCGCACGCCCCUCUGGGCUUCGCUGUAGGUCUAGGGUUCGACGCCAUGGUGGUCAUGCGGCAAGGCUACGGCGGAAACGAGCUCGGUUGCUACUUCUGCAACGCUGUGAGUGCGCCUGCGGACUCUCUUAGCAACCGCACGCUUGACCAGCAGUGCACGGUGACUCGCCCCGGAGUUGGCAGCUUCGCAUGCAGCGUCGCCGUCGAGCUCCUGGCCGCCCUCACCCAGCACCCGCGAGGCUUCGCGGCGCCGCACAUUCCAGAAGAUCCCCUCGCGCUGGGUCACCACUCGUCGCACACGGCCUCGCCGGGGGGCGGUCAGGCCUCCGCCGCCUCUAGGCGUGAAGGCGACGCCGGCACGCGCCGAAGGAACGAACCCGAGAGCGAAGGCUUCUCCUGCAUGGGCGCCACGCCCCACACUGUCCGCGGAUACUUUUCCAGCUUUCGCACGCUGUCCAUGGCGUCGGAGCGAAAUCCACAGUGCGUCUGCUGCUCGGAUGGCAUUCUAGCCAAAUACCGCCAAGACGGGGUUCGGUUUCUGAGAGAGGUUGUGAUCAACUCGUCGCUCCUCGAAAAGUACUCUGGGCUUGAAGAGCUGCAACGCCAAAUGGAGGACAAGGGAGAGGACGCGGACGUCAUCUGUUUGAGCGAUGAAGAAGACGAAGAAAGAGAAACGCCACAUGACGCAGACACGAGCGGUGGAGAGGGCAGCCUCACGGCGGGCCUGCAUCGCGAGUAG
Besnoitia besnoiti is the source of this 7074-nucleotide messenger RNA. RefSeq lists its product as uncharacterized. Gene Ontology annotation, molecular function: cysteine-type deubiquitinase activity; ubiquitin-like modifier activating enzyme activity. The coding region runs from base 1 to 7074 and encodes 2357 amino acids. The transcript has 11 exons. NCBI's taxonomy places the organism in Eukaryota, Apicomplexa, Conoidasida, Eucoccidiorida, Sarcocystidae. Gene Ontology annotation, biological process: protein deubiquitination. The record is from RefSeq and is a predicted model, not a curated record.